AUGCUUAACCAGAAUGACAAACUUAUACUGACGACAUUUCAGCAUGUCCACAGACACAUUCAUUUGUUUUGGCUGUUUGUUGGUGGAAAAAACCCCAAAACCCUAAAAAGCUUUAAACUUGAUUUCUUUCUUUUAUCCUCAGGAGAGUAUGUAAGAGCAGACUGCUCGGAUGAAUCCAACACUAAGUGUGAACCCUGUGAAGACAGAACCUUCAACGAUGGUUACAGUGGACUCAAACAAUGCUAUCACUGCACAAGCUGUGCUCCAGAUUCUGGCCUGAGGAUAGCCCGUCCAUGCACAAGAACACGGGAUGCAUUCUGUGAACCUCUGGAAGGAUUCUUCUGUAUAGAAUCCAAAGGCUUAUACUGUGAAGCAGCAGAGAAACACAGCCAGUGUAAACCAGGACAGUACAUCAAAGUUAAUGGAACAGCGUUGACAGACACAGUUUGCGCUGACUGCAGUGCCGGGACAUUUUCAGAUGGGACGUUCACCACUUGUCGGCCGCACACGCAGUGUGAAAACCUGCUCAGAGAAGGAACUGCUUCAGCUGAUGCUGAAUGUGGGGAAGAUGGUUCAAGCAUCAAUGUCACUGUCGUCGUCGUCGUCAUCGUCCUUCUAUUUAUUUUUUUAUGCACUGGUAUAAUUGCAGCUUUGUACUUCAGGAAGAAGAAACGUAUAUCAGGUAGGGUCUGUGUGGAGUUACAGAUGUUAACAUGGUUCAAUGAAAAUGAUAAUGGUUUCUGCUGAGUCAUGCCACUGUUGAGAUGUUAUUCAUUGUUUUUGUUUGUUACAGACAAACGUG
Messenger RNA from Solea solea (common sole), 802 nucleotides. Its product is annotated as tumor necrosis factor receptor superfamily member 14-like. The transcript has 5 exons. The coding region runs from base 1 to 747 and encodes 248 amino acids. Gene Ontology annotation, biological process: positive regulation of peptidyl-tyrosine phosphorylation; negative regulation of alpha-beta T cell proliferation; positive regulation of T cell migration. Gene Ontology annotation, cellular component: external side of plasma membrane. NCBI's taxonomy places the organism in Eukaryota, Metazoa, Chordata, Actinopteri, Pleuronectiformes, Soleidae. The record is from RefSeq and is a predicted model, not a curated record. Gene Ontology annotation, molecular function: protein binding.